AUGGCGAUCCAGAAGAAGCAUGGAAAAGGUCGUUUGGAUAAGUGGUAUCGGCUUGCCAAAGAGAAGGGUUACCGAGCCCGUGCUGCUUUCAAGUUGAUCCAAUUGAACCAGAAGUAUGGUUUCCUGGAGAAAAGCAGAGUUUGUAUCGAUCUUUGCGCUGCGCCUGGUUCUUGGUGUCAAGUCGCUGCAGAGUACAUGCCCGCGCAAAGUCUGAUCAUCGGUGUCGAUCUCUCCCCAAUCAAGCCAAUCCCCCGAGCCAUUACUUUUCAGAGCGAUAUCACAACGGAAAAGUGUCGCGCCACCAUCAAAUCCCACCUCAAGCACUGGAAGGCCGACAUUGUGCUUCACGAUGGUGCACCCAACGUUGGUGCCGCGUGGGUACAGGAUGCUUUCUCCCAGGCUGAACUGGUUCUGGAGUCCCUGAGGCUGGCCACUGAUUUCUUGGCCGAGGGCGGAAGCUUCGUCACCAAGGUCUUCCGUUCCAAGGAUUAUAACCCACUGCUGUGGGUUUUCAAGCAGCUGUUCACUUCCGUCGAGGCCACCAAGCCUCCUUCCUCUCGAAAUGUCUCUGCCGAAAUUUUCGUCGUUUGUCGCGGAUACAAGGCCCCCAAGCGCAUCGAUCCCAAGUUCCUCGACCCUAAGCACGUCUUUGCUGAACUUUCUGCCCCUACUCCCAACUAUGAGGCGAAGGUCUUCAACCCGGAAAAAAGAAGCGAGCUCCCAGUCACUGAGUUCAUCAACACAACGGAUCCCAUCUCUAUUCUGGGUGGCUACAACAAGCUCAGUUUCCAACAACCUCCCGGUGGAGAUCUUGCCAUGUCUACCCUUGAGCGUCUAGAAGAUACUACAGAAGAAAUUCGAACCUGCUGUGAGGAUUUGAAGGUCCUUGGUAAGAAGGAAUUCCGCAACCUGCUCAGAUGGCGUAUCAAGGUUCGCGAGAAGUUCGGUCUCGUUGUCAAGAAGAAGACGCAAGAGGGAGACGCGGAAGAGGUCGCCGAGGUCGCCCCCAUGGACGAAGAGUUGGCCAUCCAAGAGGAUCUUAUGCGCAUGCGCGAGCAGGAGACUGCCAAGGGCAAGAAGCAAAGACGCAAGGAAAAUGAAAAGAAGCGAAAGGAGAUUGUUCGUUUGCAGAUGAACAUGACCACACCAAUGGAAAUUGGUAUGGAGCAGCUUGGAAUGGGAGGUGAUGACACAACUUUCUCUCUUAAGCGUGUGGACCGCGAGGGUGCCAGAGACAAGGUAAUCAACGCUCGUGAUCUUCCAGCUGAGAGUGAAAGCGAGGAUGACUCUGAAUCCGAAGAUGAAGAGAGCGAUGACGAAGGUGAUCGUCUCGAACGGGAGCUUGAUACUCUGUAUGAGAAAUACCAAGAGCGCAAGGAAGACAAGGAUUCAAAACUGCGUGCCAAGAAAAACCGCAAAGAAUACGAGAAAGAUGAGUGGGAUGGCUUCUCUGAUGAGAACAAGGGCAGCGAUGAGGAGGAGGAAGAGGAACAGGAAGAUGAAGAGAUGGUCGAUUCAAACACAGUACCUCGUCCUGGAAACCUCUCAAACAAUGCCUCCUUGUUCUUUGAUCAAGAUAUCUUCCACGGGCUAGGAGUCGAGGAAGACGAGGAGGAGGAGGAGGAGGACGAAGAGCAGGAAGAAGGAAAGCAAGAGGCGGAUGAAGGUGAUAACAUUUUUGAAAUGGACGAUGAUUCGGACGUUGAGGAGAAGACCCCUGCUUCCAAGCAAAAGAACAAGAAGGAUGCCAAGAAGAACGCCAAGAAGGACUCUGAAUGGGAAGAUGAGUCCGACGAGGGCGAGCCUGUCGACCUAGGAGAUCCGAAGAAGGCUAAUGGCCAGCUGGAUAUCGACAUUAUUACCGCUGAGGCCAUGGCUCUUGCGCAGUCAAUGGCUACCGGUGAAAAGAAAUCGACCGAUAUUAUUGACGAUGGCUUCAACCGAUUCUCCUUCCGUGACGUGGACGGUCUGCCUGAGUGGUUCAUUGACGAUGAAGGCAAGCACAGCAAGAUGGUUCGUCCCACCACCAAGGCCGCCGCGGCUGCUAUCAGAGAAAAGAUGCGUGCCAUCAACGCCCGUCCGAUCAAGAAGGUCAUGGAGGCCAAGGGUCGCAAGAAGUACAAGGCCGCCCAGCGCUUGGAGAAGCUGCGCAAGAAAUCUGCACUUUUGGCAGACGACGAGGCCCUCAGCGAGCGUGACAAGGCCGGUGCCAUUGCCAAGAUCAUGAGCAAGGCUGGCAAGAAGAAGCCCAAGCAGGAAGUCAAGUUGGUUGUGGCCAAGGGUGCCAACCGUGGUAUCUCUGGCCGUCCCAAGGGUGUCAAGGGCAAGUACAAGAUUGUGGAUGCCCGUAUGAAGAAGGAUAUUCGUGCGGAGAAGAGAUUGGCAAAGAAGAAGAAAUAG
This is a messenger RNA of Penicillium canescens, 2400 nucleotides long. It is a transcript of the gene spb1, whose product is annotated as rRNA methyltransferase spb1. The coding region runs from base 1 to 2400 and encodes 799 amino acids. Gene Ontology annotation, biological process: maturation of 5.8S rRNA from tricistronic rRNA transcript (SSU-rRNA, 5.8S rRNA, LSU-rRNA); rRNA methylation; maturation of LSU-rRNA from tricistronic rRNA transcript (SSU-rRNA, 5.8S rRNA, LSU-rRNA). The transcript is spliced from 5 exons. The record is from RefSeq and is a predicted model, not a curated record. Gene Ontology annotation, molecular function: rRNA (guanine) methyltransferase activity; rRNA (uridine-2'-O-ribose)-methyltransferase activity. NCBI's taxonomy places the organism in Eukaryota, Fungi, Ascomycota, Eurotiomycetes, Eurotiales, Aspergillaceae. Gene Ontology annotation, cellular component: nucleus; nucleolus; preribosome, large subunit precursor.